GAAUAGCUGACAAGUUUUCUGAGAAGAGACCAUUUUGUACUUAGAGGAAACACUUGCUCUCUUGGAUAUUCUUGCACCAUAACUCAGAAAUAGAAAGCAAAACGGUUUAACAAAAGAUCUGGGCAUUUCUUAGGCAAGUGGAUUAUUGAAUUUGCUGCAGGUAGCCAUAGGCAGAAAAUCUAUGGCUGCCUGUUUCAUGAAUACUACUGGCAUGAAAAUUCUGUAACUGCUUAGAAAAAAAGAGCUGAAAUGGAUUUACAAAACAUUCCGUAUCGCUCAGUGGUGGUUGCUUGGAGCCCAGAUGACCUGGCAGACUACUUCAAAAAAUUAAAGUAUAAGGACUGUGAAAAAGUCGUCAGAAAACACAGCAUAAGUGGACAAAGGUUUUUGAACAUGUCUGAAAAUGAUAUUCAGAAAUUUCCCAAACUGAGUGUGCCAAUUCUAAGUAAGUUAAGUCAAGAAAUCAAUAGGAACGAGGGAAGAAUAAGUUUCUUCCCAAAACGGACCCAGACGCAGAAGUUUGCUGACAAUACAGGAUGCUGUCAAGAAGAGGAAGAAGGCUGGUCUUCAUUUGAAGAAGAAGAUGAUUAUGAAAGCCCAGAUGAGGAACAGGAACAAGACGCCGACUAUGAAUCACCAACUGAUGAACCAGGACAUGACAGUGAUGAUUAUGAACCUCCUCCAUCCAACAAUGACGUAGCACCCCAUAAUGUCAUAUUUCCUGCCAAGUCAAUUCCAAGCAACACUGAGUACAUAGAUAGACCCACAACUGCUAGACCAUCUCCCCAGCCUCCUAUUCCACCACAGCGACCUGGCCCAUCCCCUGUACCAGCAGCAUAUCCGGGUAGAGUCACUCCUGUGUCACCUUACCCUCCUCCAUCAAGCAAUAAUGAUGUGAAUAGAGAUAAAAGUGCCAAGCCUUUAAAACCCCCAGCUCCUUCUAUAGACAGACGUACAAAACCCCCACUGGAUCGUCCUGGGCCAACGUUUGAAAGAGACAGCCCAGCAGCAGGGAAGAGGGCAGUGUUUCCUGACAAGCCCAUGGCACCACAACUAAGAUCUCUGGGAGAACAGUUAGCAAAGAUACAAAAGCCUCCCAUACCACCAGCCGAUAAACAUGAAAGAGGCAAUACAGUCCCUGGAAGGAAGCCACCACCCGUAAAGCAAGGCUGGGCACCAGAAAGAAGAUAUGAUGAAGAUGAUGAGUCAAUCCCCCAGAGACCGGCACCACAGCUAUCUUUGCCCCCCUUCAGUUCCAACACAUUCCCUUCAAGGUCUGUCAAGCCACCACCUAAACACAGUCCUUCAGGAUCCAACAGUAUGCCUGGAUCAUAUGCAGAAAGUACUAACAGCCUUUCUUCAAGUGGAUCACUACCACCACGCUUUCAGCUAGGUAACAUCAAUAGAGCUCCUUCAAAAGGCCCAGCAGAUGGCAGACCUCCAUUACCAAUUCCUAACAGGCAGAUUGUGCAGCCACCAAGCAUGGAGGAAGACGAGUUUCAGGAUUCACUGAAUGAAGAGUGGUAUGUUGCAGACAUCAGCCGGCAGGAAGCAGAAGCAGCUCUUAGGAAUAUAAAUAAGGACGGGACAUUCUUGGUGAGAGACAGCUCAAGAAAAACUAAUACACAUCCAUACGUACUGAUGGUAUUAUACAAAGAUAAAGUAUAUAAUAUUCAGAUUCGUUACCAGGAACAAAAUCAAGUUUACUUGUUAGGAACUGGCCUGAAAGGAAAAGAGGAUUUUUCUUCAGUGGAAGAUAUUAUUGAUUACUUUCAAAGAACACCCCUUCUGCUGAUUGAUGGAAAAGACCGAGGUUCAAGAAACCAAUGCAAGUUAACAUAUGCUGCAGGAUCUACUUAGAAGAAAGCUUAAUGUCUGGGAUCAACGGUCUACAAGAGCAUACAAACCUCAUGAUAUUUCCAUUUGUAUUCAGUGAACUGAAAUUAUGAAUUAAAUUUUUUUUAUUUUAAUGAAAAAAUAUAAUUCUCUCAUUUUAAAGUGUGUUUUUAAAAAACAGAUUUGCAAAAUACUUUCUACAAUGUAUUUAUUACUCUACAUUGUUCAUACACUGCCAUGAAAACUCUUCAUGUGAGUGACGUCAUUUUCCAACAUCCAUCUCGCAUGUGAAGUGUUCUCCAUUCCAUAUUAUAGGAUUACAUGUAGUUUACAUAGCAGAGAAUUACGUUGCUUUCUUAUAAAGCAAAACUAUGCAAACUAUUGUUCAUGUCAAGUUUAUGGUACCAAUUACAUUAAGCUGCAAACUGAAAUCAAUUAAUAUCUGUAUAAUGCUUGUACAGUACAGAGUAACUUCUAGUGACUGUUAUCCGUAUUGAAAGAUUGUAUUGUUUACUUUGAUAUAUUUUAUGUAAGCUGAUAGAAAAUUAGAAAAAUCUUGUGUAAAUUGAGUCAAUAAAAAUGCCAUAUGUCACAGU
Messenger RNA from Emys orbicularis (European pond turtle), 2432 nucleotides. It is a transcript of the gene LCP2, whose product is annotated as lymphocyte cytosolic protein 2. NCBI's taxonomy places the organism in Eukaryota, Metazoa, Chordata, Testudines, Emydidae. Bases 250 to 1860 code for a protein of 536 amino acids. Gene Ontology annotation, molecular function: protein binding. The transcript is spliced from 21 exons. Gene Ontology annotation, biological process: intracellular signal transduction; cell surface receptor protein tyrosine kinase signaling pathway. The record is from RefSeq and is a predicted model, not a curated record.